AUGUGUGGUCAGUUUGAUUUUGGCUAUGACGGCAAGGAGAUGCUCAUGCUUGAAUACAACCGUGGCUCCUCCUCAGCCAUGCUGGAGUGCGGUGGCACUCAAGAAAAGAUGGCGCGCCGCUAUGGCGUGGAGCUGGGCACCUCCACCGGUUCUUUCCUGUACGCCAAGAUUGUCAAAUACUUUAAGUGUUUACUCCAAAAUCGGCUUUUGUGCCCUUCCCACAAGCUCAUUCACUUUGUGAUUGAUGGUAAUGGCGAGGAGUGGUAUACGGCGCUCUACGCAACGAAUGCUGCUGAGGCUGCGGGGUUUAGGGCGAAGUUGUGCUUCAAGCUGGCGGAUUCCUCCUUCGGGUGUGCCACCGGCGGGGCGAAGCUGGCUUCGUCAGCAACAGAGCAGCGGCCCAUUGUCGAGCUCGAGGAGGAGUGGUUUCUGCUGGUUUGGAAAACCUGGGCGUGGGAUACGGUGCUGCUUCAAUACACCGCGCGGCUUGCCCAGCCGGGGUCUCAGCGCAUCCGCUGA
Molecule: messenger RNA, 519 nt
Organism: Trypanosoma conorhini
Lineage: Eukaryota; Euglenozoa; Kinetoplastea; Trypanosomatida; Trypanosomatidae
Product: putative trypanothione synthetase
Exons: 1
Coding region: 1-519 (172 amino acids)
Source: RefSeq, a predicted model, not a curated record